AUGUCUGGUCGAUAUAUCUUGAAGAGCGGCUAUGGACAAGUCGGCCGUCGUCCCCGGAUUCUCGAGGACAAUCUUCCUUCAGAAGCUCACUCGACUCAACAUAUGCUAACCAACUCACUCGAUCAACCAAAGCCGCCUUUCGCUUCAACGAAUGCUCUUCUAUCAUGGCCUCCCCUUCCGUCAAAUGAUGCAUCCAACAGCACGCUAUCCAUCAAUUUCGUUCCUUCCAAAUUCUCGACCGCCCUUCUCAGUUCGGAACGACCCCGGCGUAGGAAACGUAGAAAUGACGCUGGCGAUUUCCUUACUUCGGGAGGAGGUAUCGAAAUAUCAGACGACGAGGACGGAUUUUUAAAGGGUCAUAAAGACAGUAGGAACUUACGCUGGAAUAAAUUCAAGUGGAUUCUGUUCCUUGCCAACCUGCUUUUUACCCUCUACUCCCUUGCAAUCCUUGUCAUCACUUUGCUUUUAUGGUUCGAUGUUUUCCAACUCGCAGACGUUAUCCGCGUCGGAAACAAAACCGAACUCAUUCUCUCUACACUAGCAGCUGCGUUUGGCCUUUUGACCUCAGUCAUCGGAUGGGCUGGAAUCCUACUCAAUAAUCGAUCUUUCCUUGCUACUUACACGUUUCUACUGUGGAUCACCUUCGCAUUCCUCGUCGUCCCAGGAUAUGUCACGUACAAACGCCGCGCAUUCAAUCUGGAAGGGAAACUCAACCUGCAGUGGUCCAGGGACCUCGCCGAGGCUGGUAGAUUGCGGAUACAGAACAAACUUGCGUGCUGCGGGUACUUCUCACCUUUUGUGGAAGCCACGAUCAGCCAAACAUGCUACUCUCGUUCUGUUCUACCGGGGUGUAAAGCAAGGUAUCUCGAUUUUGAACGUAAGGUCCUUGACCGGUGGUAUCUAAUAUGUUUUUGUAUCGUCCCCGCACAUAUUGCGGUCAUGGUUGCCGGCUUGUUAUGUUCCAACCACGUAACCCGUCGUUUUGGUAAAGGAAUGAUGCCCAAAGCUUACCGCAUCGGCUCGCAUAAUAUGGCUGCGAUAGUUCAAAAUUGUGCGAAUCAACUCUCCGAACAAUAUGGUCUCGAAGUUGCUUCAACCUUUUUAUCCAAGGCAGAGUCUUUGAAAACUGUCAAUCACUCAAAUCCUACUGCCCCUGAUUGA
Lentinula edodes (shiitake mushroom) is the source of this 1161-nucleotide messenger RNA. RefSeq lists its product as uncharacterized. NCBI's taxonomy places the organism in Eukaryota, Fungi, Basidiomycota, Agaricomycetes, Agaricales, Omphalotaceae. The record is from RefSeq and is a predicted model, not a curated record. The transcript has 4 exons. Gene Ontology annotation, cellular component: membrane. Bases 1 to 1161 code for a protein of 386 amino acids.